AUGGUUAGGAAAAAGGGUGCAACUUGGCAGUUUUUCAAGGAGAAAGGCAAAAGUGGUGUUGUGGGUAAAUACUGUGAUCUUGAAUACAAACAUUCAAAUGUUAAUAAAAUGACGAAACAUAAAAAGAAGUGCUUUAAGUGUCCUGAAGAAAUGAAGAAAAUUCUUUAUUCAGUGCCAGCCACUGUAUCUACUAAACUAUCAAUGUGCAUGUCCACCCCGAAGAAAAGAACUAAAUAUCCCCAACAGGGCCAACAGCUGAAGGAGUUAGAAGUAGAUGUGUCUUUUGAACUAAAAGAAGCACAUCCCGCAAGGCCAAGUUCAAGUAGGAGUCAAACUUUUCUAGUUUUAUCUUUAUCUGAAACUGAAAGCAAUGCCACUGCCACUAAUGCUAGUACCAGUAACAUACCUGCAAAAAGUGCUUGUUCCAUCUUUAACUUCAAUCGACCUCAACCAUCACCUUCCAUCGUGAAUAACAACAGAGGAGGUCUGUUAACUUUUGAAAGCCUCAAUCAAAGUUUGGCCAAAGCAAUUUUUGUAAGCGGUACUCCAUUGCCUAUGGUUGGACAUCCACUGUGGUUAGAAUUCUUUAAACAACUUCGUCCUUCAUUCAAACCACCAUCAAGAUUAGCUGUCAGUGAAGAAGAAGAAAUCUCAUCAGAAAUGAAAAGACAGAUUCUUGAUGACGGUCUGUUUUGGGUCAGGGUUGAAAAAAUGGUUAACAUCUUAAAUCCAAUUGUUGAGCUUAUCACUGCCCUUGAAUCAAACACCUCCCUUAUCCACAAUGUUUAUACAAUAUUGCAAGAAACCCUUAAACAAGAAAUGCCAGAAUCUCCGCUUCAACAGAUCGAGAAAAGAAAAAGUGCUUUCAAAGUUAGAAAAACGUAUUCAAUUUGGAGUGGGACAAAUUCACCUGGCUGCUGA
Molecule: messenger RNA, 921 nt
Organism: Psylliodes chrysocephalus
Lineage: Eukaryota; Metazoa; Arthropoda; Insecta; Coleoptera; Chrysomelidae
Source: the annotation of a GenBank genome assembly